Molecule: messenger RNA, 327 nt
Organism: Dentiscutata heterogama
Lineage: Eukaryota; Fungi; Glomeromycota; Glomeromycetes; Diversisporales; Gigasporaceae
Source: the annotation of a GenBank genome assembly
UCCUACCAUACUGGGCAAUUUAAUCAAGAACAACCAAAAAUGGAAUGUGAAGAAUAUAGCCAGGCUGAAACAGAUGAAAAAGAUGCAGAAAAGAAUGAUAAACCUGCUGACAUUCUUCCCAUAGCACUGACUAUAUUUUUAGAAACGUUUCCAUAUCUCUAUUUUGAUGGGCUGGUACUCGAUCCUUUGGCUCGUGAACCUGCUGACCAACACCUCGCAGAUACCAUGGUACUCAAAUGUGAACCUGCUUUUGGUGUACUCGUACUCACCUAUGGUUCUGAUCCUGCCCAGUUACUUGCUGAAUUUAUUGAGGAAGAUGUUUGGUGA